UAAGAACCUAAUAGGAACUAAAGAUGUCUCCAUGAAUGACCUGUCUGUGAUCGACCAUCAGCACUUGUUUUGCUUUUUUCCGACCAUGUGAACUCCCUUCUCUUAGGGCAUCAUGCUGGAUCCGGAGAGCCAGUGGUCCGAGGCGUUGGCCAGCAACAACAUAAGAGCCGUCACCCGCUGGCUGCGGCGGCAGCUCGCCGCUGAAGGGGAGGCUCAUGUGAAAGAAAUCCUACUGACUUUCAACACCUGGGUACAGACGACAUCAGAGUUGGCUAAAAAGGAGCUAUUAACACUCUGUCUCAGCUGCAGCAACGGCCUGUGGAUGUUUCUGGACCGUAGCUCUUUCCACGUGGUGCACAAGCUGCUCCAGAGACUGAGCAACUUGCUCACCCUGACCCAGUGGGCUAAAAGGCAGCUUGGUUCCGCCCACAUCUGGCACGGUAUGCAUGUCCCAUGUACAGUGUGCAGGGAUGCAUUCAGAUCCUCAGACAACGGACAUGGCUGCUGGAGCCGAGAGCACGGGGCACUAAAGCAACACAUCUGGCUGGGGCGGCUGGUCCAGUGGUGGGCCAUCAUGGGUCUUCUGCCCAAGUACCCUGAUGCUCACGAGCUGAAACACAUCACACAGAUGUGGAAGGAAAUGGACCACAGCCAUCGGAAAUCAUUAGAGACACCGGGAUGGGUGGAGGGAGAGAUGGAACGAUUUGGGUCUUUGAUACAGGGUAUGGUGACGCGGCUGGACGCACAGCACGGCUGCAUUUGGACUUCUGAGGACUCCACGGAGCUGUGCUAUCCUCCUCCUACUCUGCAGGCCCUGCUUCAGCUGGUGUUGGUGCCGCAUAUCGACCACAAGUCAGUUCAAGCGAUCCUCAUGUACUUUGUCCUGGAUAUGGCGAACUUCCUGCAGUGCAAAGACGACCUCCUCCGAUCUUUUUGCCACGCUUUCACUGUUUCCUGCAACUUUUCCAAGCAAAUCAGGGCCUUCUGGAUGCUGGAUCAUGGACACGUCGAGGCCUCCAUGGAGUUGUUGCUGAGCCCCGGGGCUGAUGUGCCCAGUCUCUCUUGGCAGCAUCGUUGCAUCAUCCGCUGUUUGCUAACAAGGAAGCAGCCUCAGUUGGCGCUGAAGUACCUCCACUGGACCGGACCGCCGUUAGAGAGCGUCGAGGACGCCAAGCUCUGCACACAUGUGCUGCUUCAGAACAGUUGCGUAUCUGAAGCCUGGGCUCUGCUGAAGAGAUGCAACGCGCAAAGUGACAACAUGGUCAUGUUCUUCCUCCAGGCUUGUAAUGGGUUUGGUCUGUGUGCAGAGGCUUUAAAGGUCAUCCCUGCGGGAUAUAAUGAACAGGAUGAAUGGGACAUUGAAAAUGGAACUAAACGUUCACAAUUGGCACUUAUGAAGAAAGGUAGGGCAGAUUAAACGAAUAACCUUUUGAAUGUUGUCAGAUCAAAUGAAAAUGCAUCAUAUUUAACAGGUGAGAUUUAAGUUACAGAUCUGUCAGCAGGAACAUCGCCUUGCCCACUGUCUGCCAAACUGUAUCAGGCCCACAGAGUCACGACAGUGUCCCCAGAGGAACUCGUUCAAAUGGUCAGAAAGGCUGUGAUAGGAGUGAGGCUGCCACCCUCUAAAACAAGGGAGGUGGUGUGGCCAGAUCACAGUGUGAGAAGAUCCAACAGCAGAGAGACCUUUCUGUCGACUCCGGUUCUCCGUCAUCUCACAAAGGAAGAAACAGAGCGAGCACCACGUGCUGAUGAACCGAGAGAGCGAAAGCCUGUCCACAAUCAGCAGCCUGAGUCACCGGAGCGCAUUUCGUCUCCUGGAGACCUGACCUCAUCCUCCUGCUCGCCUCGGUCGGGACGGCACCGCCCUCACGUCUACCAACGUACCCUGACUCUGCAGAGGAUCUCCUCUUUCCUCACCGAGGGAGAGAACCAGAGUGGGGAAGAGGAGGAAGAGGAGGAGGAGGAUGAUGAAGAAGAGAGCAGAGCCCCUUCAUCAGUGGACACCUUGUCAGAUUGCACCGAGCAGACAAUGCCACUAGGUGGCGCCACAAACCCUGUUUUAUUUGAGCUGGUGCUUCCUGCAGAGGAGAAAAUGGCCCGCUGUAAAGGAGAAGAAAUCAUUGUCAGCCCCCCAGACGUCACCGAUCUGAGGAGCGCCGGGUCGUCACUCAACCGAGGGGAGCAAUCAGACUGCAUUCCCUCACAUGGUUUCCGUCUUAGUUUCAGUCAAGGCCCCUCCGGUGCCACGUCCGAAACCCCGCGGGACCCGCCGGCCGGACCUCAUCCGAGCCCUCUGGCUCAGGAUCCUGGUGCCAGGACCUCAAAGGCCUCCGCGGGGACCGGUCAGCGGGACGUAUCCCUUCUCUCCACAGUGUGCAGCUCUGUUACGCCCACUCGGACCCUUAACCUGACCUGCGGCGUCGCGACCACCUCUGCUCCUUCUGGCACCGCCUGCGAAACCCCCCCGAAGGCCCAAUUAAGGAUGGAUGAACCCUGUGCCGGGCACACGGCGACCCGGCUCUGUCAUGGCAGAGUGGGCAGAUGGCGGAAACAAGACCUUGAAACCUGCAGAGCUUCUUCAGGCCUUCCCCCUGCGGCAGGAACCUCCAUCGCAUCAGAUAAUAAGAGGCCGUCUCUUGUAACAGGCCAACCGUAUUCCUGCAGUCUGGUCAACUUUGGGGACUUCAGCGUGAAGCAAAACGGAGACAGCAGAGAGGGCACAAAGGCAGACAAAGAGGAGCCUGCAGGUUGCCACGGUGCCGUAAGAAGUGGAAGAAAAGGAAAACGAGGAAAGAGAGCCUGAUAUUUUAGCACAUCUGGGCAGUGGAGAACGGAACUGUACUCUAUUCCCUAAAAAUGAUGGAUGAUUCAGAAAUAUAUUAUUUGAGUCCAAAUCUGAAAUUGAUAUAUUCAUGUCUAGCGUUAUUUUAGGGAAUAACUCACGCCUGUAUACAAUUUACUGACCGCUUAUACUUCCCCCUUGAAGUCAUCCAUCUCCCCUUCCUCAUGGAUCAACUGGUCAGAUUAUUCGGCUUCCUCUAUCAGAAAUCUCUGCUACUCGGGGAUAUCGUCCUGCCACACCCUUUUUCUUCCACUGUCAUACCAUGUGUGAGAAAAACUCAAUAAUUAAUUCCUCAGGAAUUAUUGAUAAAACCUAAAUUAUUAAAACAUAUAUCUAAUUAAACCCCUGGUAAAAUA
Molecule: messenger RNA, 3198 nt
Organism: Pungitius pungitius (ninespine stickleback)
Lineage: Eukaryota; Metazoa; Chordata; Actinopteri; Perciformes; Gasterosteidae
Product: protein ELYS-like
Exons: 15
Coding region: 113-1417 (434 amino acids)
Source: RefSeq, a predicted model, not a curated record